Xenopus laevis (African clawed frog) is the source of this 4179-nucleotide messenger RNA. It is a transcript of the gene prickle1.L, whose product is annotated as prickle planar cell polarity protein 1 L homeolog. The record is from RefSeq and is marked provisional. Gene Ontology annotation, cellular component: plasma membrane. Gene Ontology annotation, molecular function: zinc ion binding. NCBI's taxonomy places the organism in Eukaryota, Metazoa, Chordata, Amphibia, Anura, Pipidae.
UUUAGAAAGUAGGAUGGAAACAAACAAAGUGAGCUUCUGCUAGAGAGGAACAUCUAGGAAUGUUUACAGCUAUUUAGUGCAUGAAUUUUGCCCAGGACAUCUGAACUCCGGUACUCAGCUACAUGCAACUUGCUCUCCUCACCAAGAGCAAUUGAUGAGCUGGAACGACCCAUAACAAUCUUACACAUGUCGUUGGAAAUGGAUCAGAAAGUUAACAAGCUUACAUUUGGGUGUCAGCGAAGUUCCACCUCAGAUGAUGACUCUGGUUGCGCCAUGGAAGAAUACACGUGGGUUCCACCAGGUCUUCGGCCCGAACAGGUCCAGUUAUACUUCGCUUGCCUGCCUGAAGAGAAGAUUCCCUAUGUAAACAGCAUUGGUGAGAAGUAUAGGAUCAAGCAACUCUUGUACCAACUUCCUCCACAUGACAAUGAGGUGCGAUAUUGUCAGUCGUUGUGUGAAGAAGAGAAGAAGGAGUUACAGAUGUUUAGUGGACAACGCAAAAAGGAGGCUCUUGGCAGAGGAAAUAUUAAAAUGUUGUCACGGGCUGUGAUGCAUGCUAUGUGUGAAAAGUGCGGAGAGAAGAUUAAUGGAGGUGAAAUUGCAAUUUUUGUUUCAAGAGCUGGCCCGGGGGUGUGCUGGCACCCAUCAUGCUUUGUUUGUUCCACAUGUAACGAGCUACUUGUUGAUCUAAUCUACUUCUACCAAGAUGGAAAAAUACACUGUGGAAGGCACCAUGCUGAACUACUUAAGCCAAGAUGCUCAGCUUGUGAUGAGAUAAUAUUUGCAGAUGAAUGCACUGAAGCUGAAGGUCGCCACUGGCACAUGAACCAUUUCUGUUGCUACGAGUGUGAAACGGUGCUGGGGGGACAGAGAUACAUCAUGAAAGAUGGUCGCCCAUUCUGCUGCGGUUGCUUUGAAUCUCAUUACGCAGAGUACUGUGAAUCCUGCGGAGACCAUAUAGGAGUGGAUCACGCACAAAUGACCUACGAUGGGCAACACUGGCAUGCUACAGAGACAUGUUUUUCUUGCGCCCAGUGUAAAGUUUCUCUUUUGGGUUGCCCUUUCUUGCCCAAAAAGGGGCGGAUUUAUUGUUCCAAGGCAUGCAGUUUGGGAGAGGAUGUGCAUGCAUCUGACUCUUCUGACUCUGCCUUUCAAUCUGCAAGAUCGAGAGAAUCCAGAAGAAGUGUACGGAUGGGCAAAAGUAGUAGAUCUGCAGACCAGUGUAGACAAUCUCUGCUAUUGUCUCCUGCUUUAAAUUACAAGUUCCCAGGAAUGUCUGGCAAUGCUGACGAUACUCUGUCUAGGAAGAUGGAUGAUCUCGGUAUAUCAAGGCAGGGAGCAGGUUUUGAUAAUGACUUCUGGAAAGCAAGAGAUGAGCAGGAGACUCCAGAGGACCAUGAAGAAUGGGCUGAACAUGAUGAUUACAUGACUCAGUUGCUUCUUAAAUUUGGAGAAAAGGGUCUGUUUCAGCAGCCACCUGAGGAUAACAGAUCUACUGAGCACUGGAUGUCUGAGAAUAUCAAAGGCAAAAAUGAUUUACAAAGAAACAACCGUAAUAAAAGCUUAGCUAGUAAAAAAUAUCAGAGUGAUAUGUACUGGACCCAGUCCCAGGAUGGACUUGGAGAUUCUGCAUAUGGUAGCCAUCCUGGCCCCGCUAGCAGCCGAAAAUUACAAGAACUGGAUAUGGAUCAUGGAGCUUCUGCUUACAUGCAUGAGAAAAUGCCAUGGUAUAAACGUUCAUUGGAAUGUUUGUCAGAUAAUCUGAAACCUCAGAAUGAGAACAUCCGUGACUCUAUGGAUUCCUUAGCACUGUCUAAUAUAACAGGAGCAUCUGUGGAUGGAGAAAACAAGUCCCGACCUUCACUAUUUUGCUACCAGAAUUUUCAAGACUUGAACACCAGGGAUUGUGAGAAAAUGAGCAAUAUGGGAACUCUUAAUUCAUCCAUGCUGAACAGAAGCACAGAGUCUCUGAAGAGUUUAACUUCUGAGAUUUGCCAGGAAAAGCCACCUCCAGAGGAAAAGCCAAUGCACACGUCUGCGCUCAGGAGGUCUAAAUCCCAAACAAGACCUCAGGUCAAAUUUUCAGAUGAUGUCAUUGAUAAUGGAGACUAUGGCAGCAUAGAAAUCCGUCAGCCGCCCAUGAGCGAAAGGAGUCGGAGAAGAGUUUACAACUUUGAAGAGCGAAGCCAAAGGCCUCAUCAUCACCGGCGACGGAAAAGCAGGAAAUCACGUUCUGAAAAUGCACUUCAUCUUGCGACAGAUAGCAAGCCGUCUGGAAAAGAAAGAAACCGAUUUUACACAGCAGAGGAUUACGAGAGACUUUUUCAUAAUAAAUCUGCUCAUCAGGUUCAGGCGUAUAUUCAGAACGCUGACCUCUUUGGACAAUAUUCAAAUGCUGCUUCUAAUGUUGGACUGCCCAGCAAAGUUGCAGGUAAAUUCCUUGGGUUAUAUGGUGAAGAUGAAGAUUCUUGGUGCUCAACCUGUUCCUCGUCCUCUUCGGAUUCUGAAGAGGAGGGCUAUUUCCUUGGCCAGCCUAUUCCUAAGCCCCGGCCGCAGAGAUAUCAGUAUUUUUCCGAUGACUUGUGUAGUCCAACAAAUGCGCUAUCCAGUUCUCAGUUUAGUCAAAGGACCACUAAAUCCAAGAAGAAAAAGGGGCACAAAGGCAAAAACUGCAUUAUUUCCUAAGACUUAUGUUUGCCGGAUCAUUCCUGUGAAAACUGUAUUUACAUCAUCAGCCCAAAACAGAACAAACAAAAAAAAGUUUCUUCUUGUACUUUAUCCAUUUGUGAAAUGCGUCGCCAAUGUGCCAAACAAAUCGUGUUUACAAUGAAAGAUUUCCCCAUUGCUGGUUUAGCAGAUUUAAGGAGUGGGUCGCAGGUUUACAUUAAGGUUUGAUGUUUUAUUUCAUAGGGCACAAUGCUGUCGUUGAAUAUUAGUCUUGCUAGAAUACGCUUUCCAUUUUAACUGUGCACAAUGUGUCACCAUGUUGACUCAAACAAUGAAUUCCUUAAUUGCCUUUCCUUUUCUUUUAUAUUGUUCUAGUGUUUAUAAUUCAACGUCUGAAUUUACACAUCAGUGUGGUUUAUUUUCCCAUGAUUUGUAUUAAUUUGCUUGGUAUAUUGGACUGAUUUCAGUAUGCAUUGUCAGCUAUCGAUUUUAAAUCUCUUAAACACCUACUGUAGACUUGUCUAGCUCCCAGCCCACUCACUCUCCAUCAGUGGAAUAAAUGGAAUCACAUAGAACAGAUACAUUUAUUCUGAUAACCAAGCCUUGAACUGGCAAUGCUGAGUCAAGCAGGAUUCUUUAUCUGCAGAAUAAGUCCCCCAGGUGAUGUGGAAGGUUCCGUUUCCUUUGUGACGCCCCCAGAUCUCUCCAAAUUGUCAGUUUUUACACACAGUCGACUAAACAGUUGUGAUUCUCCAUUGUGGCCCUUAUAUACCCUACUGUAGGAUAUUGGGGAGAUUAAGAUGCAUCUAACAACAGGAAGGGUGUCACUGUUUCCUGCUUGGCCUGUUGCUAUGCACAUGCUGUUGGUAAACGUUGAGGUCAAUGGCACACAGGAUGAUUCGGAGCAUUUUGUCCCCGCCCACUAAUCACUGCAGGAACAAACCACUUGGAAUCUGCCCUUGUGCCAUUGCCUUAAUCAUCUUUGCAUAUAGUAUUUCCCAGAGAACCUUUACACCAAGCUAAACGUAGUAUAUAUAUCGCUGCAAGUUAUUUAUAAUGUAGCCUUUAAAUAAAUCCAGCUCUAAUUUAAUUGUGCAAAUAAUAAUUGUAUAUAUUGUAUAUGUUAAAUGCAGAAUCUGUUAUUUUUAUAUUGUGCAUCUAGAAGAGAUCACUGACAAAAGGCCUCUCCGCUGGGUUAAAUUUCUCUUUGCUGUUUUUUUUUUUUAAUGUUUUUACAUUAAGCUGUCACAUUUCUGCAGUAUUUGAUUAUCAAGAAUAUGUUCCCUUGUUCCUGCUUGUAUUAUUCUGGAGAGGCACUGGUGUAAAUACAAAAUCCCACAAGGUAUAUCUCCAGGUUAAUUUAUGGCUCAAUAUAACAGAAAAAAAAUGUAAUUGGAUGAACCAUAGUCCUAGCUUUAUCUCUUUUAACUCUUCUGUUUAGGUGACUCAUGCAUUUGUAUCGUUGCAGUCAGUUCUCUGAAUUAAAAUAAAAACAAUUUACCGUGCUUUUGA